AUGUCGAAAUUUAUUUGUGCAACAUCAACAACAAGAAAUAUAAAUUCAUCAUCACAUCAUCAAAAUCGACCAAAAUAUAUUUCACCAUUACAAAAAUUGGAUGAACGAACAAAAAAUUGGCAACCUGGACGAGUACAAGAAGAAAAUCGAUUAAAACAACUCUAUGAACAAGGUAAAUGUAAUAUUUUUCAACCAUUAUCUUCUUAUAGGUAUUAUCAUAUUCAUAAAAAAACACCUAUUGAUUUACUCGAUGAUUUAAUUGAUUAUGCCAAAGCAGUAAAACAUUACACAAUUGAUACUGAAGAUCAAUUAGUACCAAAAAGACCAUCAAUUCCAGCAUUAAUACAAAUUGAAUAUGUUUAUGAUAAUAAUCCAUCAAUUUUACUAAUUAUUGAAUGUAUGUAUUUACCAGAACAAAAUGAACCAACAUUUACAAAAAUUAAACAAUUAUGUAAAAUUAUAUUUUCGAUGGGACAUACAAUUUAUUCAUGGGGAAACCUUGCCAAUGAACUUGAAGAUUUUUAUCAAUACAAUUUAUUCGAUAAAAAUGAUAUUAAUCAUGUUAAUGGAAGAAAUGUACAAGGUGAAUUUAAAAAAUAUUUCAACACAACCUAUCCAACAUCACCAGAUAUUAAAUUAAAAUCAAACGAAACUUAUUCUCUUCAAUUUGCAAUCUUCAACACAUUCAACGAAUGGUUAACCAAACGUUAUACACUUGGAAAUUUUGGCUGUGGGCUUGAUCCAGCAUUAUAUACAAUAACUGUACCAAAACAAUUUAUGUAUAUGCAAGAACAAGUCAUUGAAGACGAAAAAGAAAUAAAAGAAUUAUUAAUUAAUUAUGCAUUAAAUGAUUGUCUCGGUGUUACGAAAUUAGUAAAUAAAUUACCAUCACCAACAAAAUCUUCAACAUCAACAACAACAUGUAAUGAUAUAGUUACACUUAAAUAUUAUGAAGAAGAAUAUUAUGUUGAAAUUAAUGCACCAAAUGAUGAAUUAACAUUAAAUGAUAAUGAUAUUCCUGAUGAACAAAAACAAAAUUCAUUAACCGGGGUUCAUGUACGAGAUGAACCUUAUGAAGUGAUAAGUGAUAAUGAAAUUGAUGAUAUUUCAUUACCAGAAAUUACAAAAUUACAUUUACCAUUGAAACAACAUCAUUUAGAUGAACCUCAAGAACGGGUUCAUGGUCAAGGUAAGUCUUUAAAUGAAAUUGAAAUAAUUUCAGAUGAUGAUAUUGAACAAUAUACAACAACAACAAGACCAUUCCGAUCUCGACAACAUCGACAACAUCAACAACAUCAAUCAUUAACAAGAAACCAAAGAAAAAAUAGAAAGAAACGAAGAAGAAGAUAUCGAUUUGAAGUUAUUCGACGAAUUUACCACAAAUUUAACAUCAGCAACAUCAAGAAAAUAUUAAUAUUUAUGAACAUUCCUCAUGAGAACUUAAAUGUCGUUGGUCAUACCUUAUUUUUGGAUAUGAAAAAUAAACAAAUGGAAAAAGAAGUCGACGAAAAAUUACACGAUGGCUUAUUUACAAAAGAACAUUAUUAUCGGAUUCGGAAAAAACUCCACCUCGACAAAAAUCAAUAA
Molecule: messenger RNA, 1587 nt
Organism: Rotaria sordida
Lineage: Eukaryota; Metazoa; Rotifera; Eurotatoria; Philodinida; Philodinidae
Source: the annotation of a GenBank genome assembly